Molecule: messenger RNA, 7677 nt
Organism: Leucoraja erinaceus (little skate)
Lineage: Eukaryota; Metazoa; Chordata; Chondrichthyes; Rajiformes; Rajidae
Gene: mysm1
Product: Myb-like, SWIRM and MPN domains 1
Exons: 20
Coding region: 1124-3730 (868 amino acids)
Biological process (GO): double-strand break repair
Cellular component (GO): BRCA1-A complex; BRISC complex
Molecular function (GO): polyubiquitin modification-dependent protein binding; metallopeptidase activity
Source: RefSeq, a predicted model, not a curated record
UUAAGAUUAUUUUUACAUUCUUUAUAUUCCUCAAGCACCUCAUUUACUCCAUGCUGCCUAUAAUUAUUGUAGAUCUCUCUCUUUUUCCAAACCAAGUGUCCAAUUUCCCUUGAAAACCAUGGCUCUUUCCAAUUUUUACUAUUUCCUUUCAACCGAACAGGGACACAAAGAUUCUGUACUCUUAAAAUUUCACCUUUAAAUGUCCUCCAUUUCUCUUCCACAUCUUUCCCAUAAAACAAACUGUCCCAAUUUACUCCUUUUAAAUCCUUUCGCAUCUCCUCAAAGUUAGCCUUUCUCCAAUCAAAAAUCUCAACCCUAGGCCCAGUUCUGACCCUCUCCAUAAUUAUAUUGAAACUAAUGGUAUUGUGAUCACUGGUCCCGAACUGUUCCCCAACGCAUACCUCUGCCACCUGACCCGUCUCAUUUCCUAACAGGAGGUCCAGCACCACCCCUUCUCUAGUAGGUACUUCUAUGUAUUGCUGCAAAAAACUAUCCUGCACACAUUUUGCAAACUCCAACCCAUCCAGCCCAUUUACAGAAUGUGCUUCCCAGUCUAUGUGUGGAAAAUUGAAAUCUCCCACAAUCACUACCUUGUGCUUACUAAUAUCGGCAAUCUCCUUACACAUUUGCUCUUCCAAUUCUCGCUCCCCAUUGUUAAAGACAAUGUUAAAGAUUAUACUGAUUCCUUCUGUAUGAAUUAAUAUUUUAUAAAUAUCUAAUGAUGCACGAUGUUAUGUAAUUGGCAGUCAAACCCAGAGAUAAAGUACAGUUUUGAGUAAUUUCCACUGUUUCUCUUCAUCUGUAUCGGUGACAGCUCAUAAUUGAGCUUACUAAAUUGUGGUUGUUAUAUUUGUUUCUUGCUUGGUGCAGAUAUAAAAUAUAAAGAGAGAUGUAAAAAAAUGAUGCCGAGCAACUCUCGUUCAGUUCUUUGAGCUGCUGAGUGCUUAAAUCUGAUGCGUGGUUUUGCAUUCCGGUGCUGUACUAAUUAAAAUAGUGUAAAGAUGCAGGUUGUGGGAAUGUUUGGGCGGUGUCUGGAAUACGAACCGUAUAAUCACUGACAGAAGCAAAGAUGAUAGCAGUAUCUUUGGCCAGAAGCAAAGGGUGAACUCUGCACAACCGUCGCAUGGAAGUGACGAGGAGAGCGGAAGUGGCGGUUCCGCUGGGCAACAUGGCGGAGGAGGUGGAUGUGGAUAUUGAAGGAGACGGAGCUGAGCUCGGUCUCGGUACGGACAGUGGUGCAGUACCUGGGUUCCUGCAGGACCAUUAUUUGGAUUCCUCCUGGAGAAGCAACAAUGGCAUUCUGUCCUGGACUUUGGAUAGUUCUCUUAGUGAAGAGAAUAGAGCAACUAUUGAGAAGAUGUUACAAGAAGAAGAGUAUUACCUAACUGGGAAAAAACAUCCACUAAGCAACUGGUCUGAUCACCCAGAGAAAGAGAAAAUAUCUGUCAAAAGCAUUCGUCAAAGAAAAACUGUGAAAAACCGGAGUCCUGCAACAGCAAGCUAUUCCUGGCCGACCCGAUGGACACCAAAGGAAAAAGAUCUUUUUGAACAAGGGCUGGCCCAGUUUGGUCGACGUUGGACAAAAAUUGCAAAGCUGAUUGAAUCACGGACAGUUCUGCAGGUGAAAAGUUAUGCCCGGCAGUAUUUUAGGAGUAAGGCAAAAACUGAAACAUCUGUGACAGAGGCAACUAUCUGGACUCCUAAAACAAUGUUUGCUUCUGAUAAUGAAGCCAGACAUUUGAAGAUAGGACCAGAGUACGGUGGCUCUACGGCAUUACAAGGUCAGGUUUUUCCCACUAUCAAUGCUGUUAAAAUUGAGCAUAUGUCUGAUGAUGAAGAUGUGGAUGUCUUGGAUGAAACAGAUAGUGACUGUGAAGGCCUUCCGGAGCACAAAGAAGCAAAAACUCAAUUUGAUUCAAAGAUGAAUGAACCCGAGGGGAAUAGUCAAGGUUACAGUGUUUCUGGACCAGAUGAAUCUUUGCUUAUUUCCUCCACUCCUGCUGUGACCUUGCAAUCGUGUCUUCAGAUUUUAGAUGAACAGGAAAUAUCCAAUGAUAUUAAGACAUAUAGUAGUAACACUGACAAUAUACUGUCUACGAUUGAUGACAGUAAAGAAAAUGAAACAACACUAAUAGCAGCCAAGGAAGACUUUUUGGGCUGCACCAAUUGUGACCAUGCUCUGGAUACGAUGAGUGAAGAAUUAGUAAAGCAAGUACCAGAAUUUCUAGAAUUUAAGCAAUUCGAAGAAAAGGAAUUUCAAAAUGAUAAUUGUGAAUAUAAUGUGGCAGAAUCGGUUUGUGAAAUGGAAGUGGAUGAAGAGAUCUGUGAUAGUGAAGAAGGGGAGAUAUUGAAACCCCCUGCACAAGAAGUAAUAUUGGACAAAAAUUUGAUUACAAAAUAUGAGAAACAGGCUAUUCCUGAGUUUUUUGAAGGCCGAUCAUCAAAAACACCAGAACGCUUUCUGAAAAUACGCAACUACAUCCUGGAUCAGUGGGACAAAUGUAAACCCAAAUACCUGAAUAAAACAUCAGUGCGUCCUGGGCUGAAAAACUGUGGAGAUGUGAAUUGUAUUGGACGGAUACACACGUACCUGGAGCUAAUUGGAGCUAUAAAUUUUGGCUGUGAACAAGCAGUAUAUAAUCGACCACGGCCUGCAGAUCGAACCCGCAAUAGAGAAGAAGGGAAGGACAGUGUACAGACCUACAUGCUUGCUCAGAGAUUGCAGUCAAUGCGUACCAGAAGACGACGUGUGCGAGACCCUUGGGGGAAUUGGCGUGAAGCAAAGGAUUUGGAGGGACAAACCUUUGAGCAUCUCACGGCAGAAGAACUGGCCAAAAGGCAUAAAGAAGAGUUGAACAAAUCUCCCAAACCACCAAGAGGACCACGUCAAUUGAGGAGCUCUUUAGAUCCUUUCCAGCUGAUUCCAUGUCUCUGCUUCAGUGAAGACAAACUGGAGCCAUUUCAGGUGAAGGUAGCUGCGGAGGCAUUGCUCGUGAUGGAUAUGCAUGCCCAUGUGUCCAUGGCAGAAGUAAUCGGCCUAUUAGGUGGCCGAUAUUCUUCAGGGAAGGGAGUAUUAGAGAUCUGUGUGGCAGAGCCAUGCAACAGCCUGAGCACAGGACUUCAGUGUGAAAUGGAUCCGGUAUCACAAACUCAAGCAUCAGAGGCUCUAGCUGGAAGAGGAUACAGCAUUGUUGGAUGGUACCAUUCACAUCCUGCAUUUGAUCCUAAUCCAUCUUUAAGGGAUAUUGACACCCAAGCUAAGUAUCAGAAUUAUUUUUCCCGUGGAGGAGCUCAAUUCGUUGGAAUGAUAAUCAGUCCAUAUAAUAGUAGCAAUUCUUUGCCUUAUUCCCAAGUCACAUGCCUUAUAGUUAGUGAAGAACUCAGUGCAGAUGGCAGUUUCCGCCUUCCAUAUAAGUGCGAGUUGAAUCAGUUGAAUGAAGAACCUCUCUGGGUGCAGUUGAUAGAUAAAGCACGAUGGAUAAUGGAGAAGUACAAACUAUCCCUCAGCAGUGUUCCAAUGCUCAGAAUGUUUCACAGAGAUUCCAAUUUGACAUGUCUGCAAAAGCUGCUUGAAUCCAUGAGGAAAACAUUGGAAAAUCAGUGGAAUACUGCAGUCACAGAAGAGUUUCUGGCCCAGAUUGAGGAUUUGUUCCUGUCAGGUUUUACUGUCGAAGACAAGAACAAUAAAUUUGAAACUAUUAUGGAGCGUCCAGUGGAAUCAACUAAUUAAUUAAUUCUGCGUGUAUUUGUCAGGUAUCAGUACCUGACGCUUCACUUUCAAAAAAGAAACAACAUUGAAAAAUCUAGCAGCAUUUUAAGAAAGGUAAUUAGAAAUACCUGUGAAAGAGCAGAAGAAUUUUCAGUACAAUUUGGUUUGUUUGUUGAAGGAAAUUAGAUAUCAGGGAAAGUCCAUCAUAUUUCCCUGGGACUCAAUCUACAUUUUAAAAAAGAUUAAUAGAUUGAUCUUUACUUGGAUUUUACUAUAAAAAAAUUUAAAGGCAUGCAAUUUUCCCUAUGAAAUAGAGUGUGAUCACUCAUAAGAUCAUAAGGAAUAGAAUCAGAAUUAGGCCAUUUGGCCCAUCAAGUCUACUCCACCAUUCAAUCACGGCUGAUCAAUCUUUCCCUCCUAACCCCAUUCUCCUGCCUUCUCCCCAUAACCUCUGACACCUGUACUAUUCAAGAAAUCUAUCUACUGGGCCGUUUAUAGAGUGGCUUAUUUGGGAACAACAAACUGGGUUCUGGGAAAUAGCUGGACCCUGCGAUCUAGACAAGAAAAUCUAAAUCCAAGUUAUUUGAAAAUCUACAUCCAAAUGUGGCCAACUGUCAUAUUUUGAAUUUGAACGUGUCCCUCUGAGACAUUUCUGUCAUUUUAACUGGAAUAUCAAAGCUAGCAAGGCUUUCUACAAAGAUCUCAAUGGCACAAGUCAGUUUUAUCCAGUUAAAAAAUAUUUUAAAUGACUGCAAUUCUUUUUAAAGGAACAAAUAAUUUAAGGAGGAUUUCCACAGAUGUUUAGUGCCGUAAUGUUGCACCGAGAGUUUCUCUAGUGUCUUGAAAUGGCAUCAUUUCUCUUUCAAAAACAAGAUAGGGUUUUGAGACAAAGUGUAUAACAUUUGGAACGAUGAGCCUCUGGCUUCAGCUCAUACAAUGGCAUGUGGAAUCUUGCUACUGAAAUCUGGCCUGUUCGCAGAAGAAUACGUUUUAAUUUGUUGUUUGUACUGCAAUCUGACAUGGCAGUUGUAUGCUUAUCCAGAAUUGACCGUCUGUCAUAUCUGCUUCUCCGAAUAAUAGUCAAGAUGUUACUUUAUCCUUUUUCUAUGCAUCAGAAAGAAUAGGUAAUACAAUUUACAAUAAUGUUACAGAUAAUUCUUAGUUAUAUGAGUUCAUAGGAAUUAGUAGCAUUAGGCCAUUCAGCCCAUCAAGUCUACUCCACCAUUCAAUCAUGGCUGAUCUAUCUCUCCCUCCUAACCUCAUUUUCCUGCCUUCUCUCCAUAACCUCUGACAACUGUGCUAAUCAGAUUUCAUUUCAGAAUUAAGAUAGAUGCAAAAGGUAAAAUAAUAAAGAUGACAGGUUGCAUACUGACAAUACCAAUGUCAGAUGUGCUGACUGACAAUAUGAUCCCAAAUGAUCCCAGCUAAAAGAAAUAUACCAUUUAUUGCAAAAUAAUCAAAACAACUGUCACCAUGUAAAAUAUUCAACAUCAUGAAUUACAUUGUAUUAGUAUUUGCUGUGACUGAAUGAGCUUUCCUUGAUAUCUUUGAAAUAAUUUUGGAUUCUGAACUGCUGUCCCAUGGUUGCACAGAUGGAUACCUCUUUAAAAGUCCUGGUGGAAAUUAUUGCUUUACGAGGCAGGGAAAUUAAUCAUCAAUAGAUACCACAUAAACUAGCUGCGUAAUUUCUUGGUAUAACCACAGUAAUUCUGUCACAGUUAUUAAUCAAGCUACCCAACGGCAGCGGUUGUUAUGCAUGCCAGUUGUUAACAUAGACAUCUGCUGCCUUCGCAAAAAAAACUCACUGAAAAUUAAAGAUAAUGUAACUUAAAAGCAAUUGACUUAGAGUCUGCAGUGUGGGGGGUUCUGGAAUUUAAUACUGCUUUAUUAUGAAAUCCCUUUGGAUUCUUGCUGCUAAAUAGUUUUAAUUGCUGGUAGUUGGCAGUAGUUUUUAGAUGCAGAAAGAUAACCACUGAUAAAUGUUCUGUUAUGAACAUAACAUAACUCCAAAUGUAUUUUUACCUUUUCACAAUGAGUUUACUGGCCUUUAAAAAUGUGCUAACCUGAGAGUUCAAAAUUGCUAAAUUGAUUAAAAGAUUUAGCAUGAAAACAAGCCCUUCGGUCCACCGAGUCCAUGCCAACCAUUGAUUACCCAGUCACACUAGUUUUAUGUUAUCCCAUUCUUGCAUUUCCCUCAAUUUGGGUCCACCUGUACUUCACUACCUUAAUUGUAACAGGAAACAAGCUAUAUAUUUUUAUAAGAAUUAUAGUUACUCCAAUAUAUAUGUAGCAACCAACAUUUAUAGUACUUUUUUUAUCACAGUUUUUCUGUGUUUGUGCCAGAAGGUUCAGUGCAUCUCCAAUAUAUCUGCUUUAAUGUUAGUUAAUGGAUUAGGACUGUUCAAAGAAAUCAAAGAAUGGCCAUUUAACUUUAUGCUCAUGAGGUUUAGCAUAAUUUGUUAUGGUAUGUAAAUGGAAAAACUUUUACCAAUUUAAAUAUCUUGUUUAUCUUCCUAUUCAUUACACAAUCCAGAUAGUCCUAAUCAAAACAGCAUGGAAAAUACAAAAUUGAAUUACUUCAUGUAAAAUGCAAUUUGCAAAAUGUUUAAAAAAAAAUCAGAAUGGCUUCUGCAGACUUCAAAGAAGUAGUUAUACUUCCUUUGAUUCACAAUGACUUGGAAGUAAAAUAAUGACAGACUAAAUUUAUUCCACUCGAUGAAACAAUCAGUACAAAAAGCUUUCAUAUCUUGGUGCAUUGUUUUGCAUAAUAUUGUUUUGCAUAAUCUCAUAGUUCAAAAGCCAUGUAAGCAAUUUAAAAUUUGCUCUUGUGGUUUGACUUUUUAUAUUUGUUUGUGUUAAAUUCUUAAAAUACCUCCGUUUUUUUUCUAGAUCUCUUUUUAUAGUAUUUGACAGUCCAUAUUUCUCUUUUGAUAAAUGCCGCAGUUUCAAAAUGUGGACACACCAAGUUGACCGAGAACAGUGUCAUGGGUUAAUUCAACAACAAUGGGUUAAUUCAACAAGUGGCUACUGCUGUUUAACAAAUCACUCAGUCACUCAGACACUAUCACAGGUUCUAGUCUCCUUUAUUGGAAAUAUAUAUGACUAGUCUCCAAGAGGAAACUCACAAGAUAUACCAAAGCUCACAAAGGAAAAGUGUAGAGAUUCUAAAAACAAACAAGACACAAGAAAUUAGUAUUUCGAAAAUCUAUGCAGAUAACAUUAAGUGAGCUACUUGCCGAAGUAUUUAGUCACAGCUUGAGCCAAAGCAAAUCCAACGAUCACAAAGCAGUGGGGAAUAUUGAAUUGAUUUUCAUUUUUGAUCCAAGGCAGCAAUUUACAAGAGUUCUUAUGAAUCGGGGAAAUAGAUGGUAGCAAAUCAAGUUGGAGCUGAGCUACCAUCUAAUGUUCUGUUUUCAAAUUAUGAUAUAUGGUUCAUGGAUAUUCUGCAUACAUUUGUUUCAUAUAAUUUUUUCACUUAUUGCUCAAGUUGCUAUGCAUUGUUUUUAGUUAAAAUCAAAGUAGAAAGAAUUAUAUUGACAAUGUUAAUGCAUGGUAACAUACUAUAAACACUUUUCCAGAGCAUGUCCAUAAUUUUCAUAGUUAAAAUAUAUUUGACCAUUUGUGAGGUUGAAGUCAAAAGUAUAUGCAGGAUAUGUGAUCAUACAUGUGCACAGCUCUAAUUUAGAAAAGGUUCUUUAAUAUAGCUUGUUGCAGUUUUAUGGUGUAAGUAAAAAUGACAAUUUAAUGAGUUACAAUUUAAAAUACAGGAUUAAUAAAUCAGUUUUGUACAGUAUUAUUGUAUUCUACCUGUUUAGUUAAUAUUUUGUAUGAAGCUACAUUUACUACCAAUAAGCAAUGUUUAUUGUCUGUAUAUAUUGUCUUCUCUGUGCUAUGAAUAAUUGUGUCUAUAAAAAUAAGACGUGGGAUUCUUUUUAAAUGUUUGAUCAUUAUUAAACUGUUUAAGCUAA